This is a messenger RNA of Porites evermanni, 2410 nucleotides long. Lineage: Eukaryota; Metazoa; Cnidaria; Anthozoa; Scleractinia; Poritidae. The record is from the annotation of a GenBank genome assembly.
CCUGUUUCUUUUUCACGUUCAGAAACAGAAGACCAAGCACGUGUUAGGUUUCAAGUUGAACUGGAGCUUGUACAGUGUCUCGCCAAUCCUCAUUAUCUCAAUUGUAAGUGUCUGUGUUGUUUCUCAAGUCUUAUGUCCUAGCUGGAGCUUUAGGAUGUCUUAUCUUAAAAUGAAAGAUAAAUGCAAAUGGAACACUUGACGGCCCACUCCGCUCAUGUUCAACAGAAUACAGAGACAUGCAUAUUGAAACAAUGUUUAAAACCUUCCCCUAAGGCUGGCGGUAUGCCGGGGCGAGGGGGGGUGGGGGGACGGGGAAGGGUCCCAUUUGAAAGUUAAGGGGUAGGGUUACCAGGGCUGGACAUUAACAGCUGCGCCCAGGGCAACUAAAACUUUUAUCCAGGCAAUUAAUUUUAGUAUCCUAGUUGCCCGAUCUGCAAUUUCUGUGAAAGUUGUAGGUUAAUAUGACAUGACUCAGUAUUUUUGUAUCAAGUCUAUCUUUUGUAUUAUCAAAACUGUUUUAUACUUGUAAAGGUUUGUAUUUACAUGCAUCAUGCGCGACUGCAGAAAAUUAAAAAAGAUUGAAAUAUGAUCUUGAAUAGUCACUGCAAAUCAUUUUCAAAAGCUGGAAUGGUUUUGCGAGCCUUUCACAAAAGUUACCACAAAACGUACAGCAAAAAAAUGGGGGGUGUGGUUAACCUUGAAUAAAUGAUAAAAGAAACCUUUGAGUGUACCUUUCGUGUUCGUAGCAAGAUAAAAAAUGCUACAAACCUGCAGGAGUAAUGUCACAAGUAAUUUGAGACCUCUUGCUUUUCCACAGAUCGCAACUUUUUAUCAGUUUUUACUUCAUGCAAUAGCGGCCUAACAUUUCUAAUGCUGGGGUGAAAAGUCAUAAUUUUAAUAUCGAAGGGGCUGGGGGGGGUGGGGGGUAGGAUCCUUUUGUCCCUGUUCAUGCGUCCCUUUUUUUAUUCCAGAUAAGGUAUAUCAAACAAGUAAAGCAAAUUCUCUAUACUCAAGCCCCAUUCGUUUUUACACUGCAUUUUUUCUACAGUGUAACUUUGUUGUGGAAAAAUCUCCUUGGGGACAAGGGGGGGGGGGAGUACUCAACAAAGGUUUAUAUGGGUAGGCCCUGCCCCAAGGUUCAAACUUUGUAUCCCUUUAACUUCUGUAAAUGCACUGUUUUUAGAAUAAUUAAUAAAUUACAAAACAAGAACAUUUCUUCGACUUUUUGACAGCCAUAAAAUGCAUCUGUUUUUUGGGGGACGUUUUUACAGACUGAAAUGACAGAUUUCCCUACCCUUUCAUGUACUUCAACAAGUGAAAUCCCUACCCUUUCAUACACCUGAAGCCUAAAAAAGGUGCCCCCUUUCAGGUGGAGCCUCCCCAUAUCGGCUAUUAUAGGGACCACCCUUCUCUCCCCCCCACCCCCCUCCCUCCCUGGAAAUAAUCUCACAAAGAAUGUCAGAGCUAUCAGAACCUAGAAGUUUUACAGGCUAGCACAGUCUGAUUAUUGUAUGGCUGGUUCAAUUUAUAUUUUUUAUUAAAUUAAUAAGAACAAUAAUUUAUUGUUCUUUUUCUGUUUGCAUGCACAGUUUUGGCCCAGAGAGGUUACUUCAAAGACCAGUCUUUCAUAAAUUACCUCAACUAUCUUCUGUACUGGAAGAAACCAGAGUAUGCAAAGUUCCUAAAGUAAGUUAAAACUUUUUUAAAAAAUUCACACUGUUAUAUCUCAAGGUGGUAUGCUGGACUUCCCAGGAACAGAAUCAACAUUGUGCUUCAUUUCUAGACUUCAUUUAAUUUUGAUUUCUUUAUGUUUCAAACUUAUUAUCGUAAAUUUCCAUACCCAGAGAACAAACAGAAGUGGACUUAAAAUCCAAAAAAUAAAAUCGAACCACAACUUAUACAAUAACAUUAAAAGGUUAUUUUAUAAGUUGUGUUUCAAUUUUAGUUUGUACAUAAAAGUAAUCUUAAGAAUAUUCUGGGCAGAUUGUAUAAUUGUAAUAAUUUGUUAGCCAAGGAAGAGAAGUCUGAGUCUAAGUUUUUUUUGUUUUUGUUUUUGUUUUUUUUUUUAACACUUCUGUGAGCAUGGCAAAAGUGUCUGUUUUAGUAGGGAGGGUCAUGCUCGAUUUUAUGCAAAUUGCAUAUUCUUUGUUGGAUUUAAUUUUCACUAUUUAGGCUAAGAACGACUUGAAUUUUUUUUUGAGUUUUCAUACUUUCUUUCAGAUAUCCCCAGUGCCUACAUUUUCUGGAACUUCUCCAAUAUGAACAUUUUCGUCGAGAACUUGUCAACCCUGCAUGUGCCAAGUUCAUUGAUGAACAGCAAAUUCUCCACUGGCAGUAUUACUGUAGGAGAAGAAUGAGGAUGACUUUACCAAAACCAGGACAAACUGGUUCUGAACCAUCCGAGCAGUGA